Messenger RNA from Ostreobium quekettii, 360 nucleotides. NCBI's taxonomy places the organism in Eukaryota, Viridiplantae, Chlorophyta, Ulvophyceae, Bryopsidales, Ostreobiaceae. The record is from the annotation of a GenBank genome assembly.
AUGGCUAAGCCUGCGUAUGGAAAGGAGGGCUAUGAGGACGCCCUUCAGGCCCACAGGAUUCGGAUCACGCUGACGUCGAGGAACGUUAAGAGCCUUGAGAAGGUUUGCGCCGAUCUGAUCAAAAACGCCAAGGAGAAGGACCUGAAGGUGAAGGGCCCCGUCAGGAUGCCCACAAAGACCUUGAGAAUCACGACCAGGAAGUCGCCAUGCGGAGAGGGAACCAACACCUGGGAUAGAUUCGAGAUGAGGAUCCACAAGCGGUUGAUUGAUUUGCAUUCACCAGUGGACGUGGUGAAGCAGAUCACUUCGAUAGGGAUUGAGCCUGGUGUUGAAGUGGAGGUGACGAUCGCAGACGUCUGA